Molecule: messenger RNA, 1536 nt
Organism: Castor canadensis (American beaver)
Lineage: Eukaryota; Metazoa; Chordata; Mammalia; Rodentia; Castoridae
Product: nephrocan-like
Molecular function (GO): protein binding
Source: RefSeq, a predicted model, not a curated record
AUGCAUCUGCUUUAUGCUUUCCUUGUUUUGCUCUCUCUUAGCCAUGGCUUCAGUCCUAACUGUGCUAGAAGAUGUAGCUGUGAUUCUGUUCAGUCUGUGCAAUGCUACAGACUAACAGAGGUGCCAUCAGGUAUUCCUUCCACCACCAAGAAACUCUACAUUAGCCACAGCAAAAUUCAGCACCUCCAGCUAUCUAACUUCACCAGACUGUUGGCGCUAGAAGAGUUUAUUCUGCUGGCCUGUGGAACGGAGUUUGUAGAAAAUGAUACCUUCAAAAUACUGAGUACCUUGAAGACCUUAGAACUCCUGAAAAAUAAGUUAAGACGAGUCCCCGGUGCUCUCCCAGCCAGUCUUGAAGUGUUAAAACUAAAUGAUAAUUCAAUAUAUGCCCUGCAGGGAUCAGAUUUUGAAGGAUUGAAGAAUUUAAAAGUCCUUGAACUUAAAAACAACCUGAUCUCUUCCCUGUCUCCCAGCAUGCUCUCUUCCCUGGUCAGUUUGCAAAAUUUGAUGGUGGAUGGUAACAAUAUAGAUUCUGUAGCUGGCCCCUUGAUCCUUCCCUAUCUGAAACACAUGAGCAUGGAGAAUAACAAACUACAUUUUAUACCAGGUAGCUUCUUUACUUCUCUACAGUCUUUGCAGUUCCUCAGUUUCAGUGAUAACUUUCUUUCUAAAAUCCCUGUUAAUCUACCCAAAUCCUUGCUAUCAUUAAAGAUGGAGAGAAACCAACUCAAAGAGUUUAGAUUUCAAGAUGUGAAACACUUAGAGAAUCUUUCCCAUCUUUACCUGUCAGAGAACUUCCUCUCUUCCAUUGAUGGGGCACAACUUCUUGUCAAUUUAACUACUCUUGAGGUAUCCCAAAAUCAUCUUCAAAUGUUGCCCCACAAACUACCAGCAAGGCUGCAAAAACUUGACUGUAGCAAUAAUCUUAUUCAGAGAGUUACAGCACAAGACUUCCAGGACCUUAGAGAUUUGAAACAUCUGUUUCUGGACAACAACAUUGUCAGCUUAUUCGAAGCUGGAGCCCUUCAGAGGUGUUCUCAGCUGUCCAACCUGGCCCUGGAGCAGAAUCUGCUAUUGUCGAUACCUUUAAGGCUCCCCAAGACCUUAGCCAGGCUGGACCUAAAGGGCAAUGCCAUUCAGGAUAUUGCUGAGAGGGAGCUCAAAGAUCUCAAGCAGCUUCAAGUUCUAAACUUGAGAAACAACAAGAUCUCUGCUUUAGACCUCAAAGCCUUGGAGGGCCUGCCUCGCCUCAGGCACCUGUACCUGGAUGGAAAUCCAUGGAAUUGCACCUGCAGUCUCCUGAGAGCCAGGGAGAUCUUUAAGGCCAAGGGUACAGAUGUGAGGGGAGGACAAUGCGCAGCCCCAGCUGAACGACAAGGGGAGAGCUGGAUGUCUUCCAGGAAGAUCAUGAGGCAGUGUGAGCAUCACUUACACCAGACAGAGAAAAGCAAAGAGGCCAAAAAGAAAUCAAAACCUGAAGACUUCUCCAGCAAAAUCAGCAUGGAUGAUGAUGAUUAUGAUUAUGAAAUAGAUUAA